This is a messenger RNA of Oncorhynchus kisutch (coho salmon), 4161 nucleotides long. RefSeq names its product transmembrane protein 150A. The transcript is spliced from 8 exons. Lineage: Eukaryota; Metazoa; Chordata; Actinopteri; Salmoniformes; Salmonidae. The coding region runs from base 1047 to 1868 and encodes 273 amino acids. The record is from RefSeq and is a predicted model, not a curated record.
AGAAAAAUGAAUAGGAAAGAAAACAACAUAAACCGCUAUUCUCGGGUGGCAGGUCUGUUGUAGUGCUCUGCGGACUAAGUAAAUGCCUUGAAUGCAGUUGUGACAACGAUUCUCAGAACUACUGGCGAUCCAAGAACUUCAUCUCACAACAGCAACGAGUCAUCUGUAGAUGUGCUUAUAAACAAUGCCACAUAUCAGUGACUUAUGAAGAGCAUGUACAGAGCUUUUAAUUAAUGAUGAACGGACAUUUUGCAUCUUUACGACAAGCAAGUAGGUAGAGUACCACUCUCUGACGUCAGAGAAUGAUGAUUGUCUCACACACACCACACGCACGUAUACUCUUUGUUUAUUUAUCUUAUCGCACUUUUUUGAUAGGUUUGAAUAACUGCAUCUGUUUGAACAAUGGCAUAUUUCGAGAUUGCAUGGGAGAGAGACACUUUAUUGUAGUAUUGUAGUGAGGCAGUAUUUGGAAAAACAAGAGUACAGCACAUUUAGAAAUAGAGAAGAAAAUAACAAAAUAUGUCGCAGAUCACUGAUAAGCUACUGGGAUGUAUUGUCUUGUCAUUUUAUUCUCUUUUUUUCCCUUCAAAAAGCUCUCCUUCGUGGGAGGAGUUAGGUGCAACAGCUGGCUCUCUUUACAUACUUUUUCGCAGCGGAGACGGACACAUCUCCCGAAGCAACAAAAAAAAAGGCGGACGAAUGAACAGCAGCAUUAAAUCUGAUCUCGCCUCUCUUUAACACAGGAAUUGUAUAUGAUUUGCUUCGAAACACUUUAAGCACACGACCAGAGAAGAAAUCUACACUUCUGGAAAAUGUUCUGGGACAUAUCUUUUUCCGGAUUUGGGAGAACUAGCUACAGAUCUUGAACGAUUUCCUAGAAAGAUUCUUAAUCAGUCCUGAUGUUUGCUAUGGAAGGUAUGCCUGUUAUGGACUGCCUGAAGGACUUCAAUCACUGAAGUUGAAGAGGGAGAGAGAAGUGGAUUUAUCCCAUUUUUUCCUCGGGAGGUACAGGUACCUAGUGGACCACAUAGACCAAAGUGAUCAACAUGUCUAUUUGGGUGAUCAUACCCAUCAGCCUUCCUGUCCUCACCAUCACUGGGAUAUGGGUUGUAUAUGCCAUGGCCCUCUACAACCAGCAUGUCUGCCCCGUGGAUAACUGGCUGUAUAAUCAGUCGUGUGAGGAGAAGCUGUCUCUACAGAGGGGUCCUGAGCUGUGCUGUACCCUGGACAAUGUCCCACUCAUCAGUAAGUGUGGCACCCUUCCCCCUGAGAGUUGCUUCUUCAGCCUCAUCUGCAGUACCGGAUCCUUCAUGGUGAUUUUGAUAGGGCUGCUGCGGUAUGCCCACGUCAUAGAGAAGCACCAGAACUGUGUCCUUAACACUGCCGGCCUUUCCACUGGCUGGAUCUGUGCUGCAGGACUCAUUAUGGUGGGCAACUUCCAGGUGGAUUAUGCCAAAGUGCUUCACUACGUGGGUGCAGGGGUGGCUUUUCCCACCAGUAUCCUGUUUGUGUGUCUGCAGUCAGCCCUGACCUACCGGCUGGCGAAGACCCAGAGAGAAUAUAACGUGGGCCACCUUCGACUGGGGAUGAGCUUGCUAGCCUUCAUCACCCUGGUCUUCAGCGGUGUCUUCUUUGUCCAGGAGAGCUUUGCCCUGCAACACGCCUCCGCCAUCUUUGAGUGGCUCUUCUGCAUCAUCAUCAUGCUCUUCUUUGGGACCUUUGCCUUUGAGUUUGGGGACAUGUCCGGGGAUACCCUUAUGGUGCUGGCCAGAGGGGGUGUCCAGGGAUUUUCCAGCAGUGACCACAAGGCCGAGGAGGCAGGAGGGCCCAACCACCACUACCAACCAGAUGGCAUAGCAAUGCUGUAGGCCUAUCAAAGGCAGGCUUCUGUGCCCACUGACCAAUCACAAACAGGGUUGGAGUGGGAAGAGUGGAUCACUGACCAAUCAUAGACCACCAAAGGGCAUGAGGACGACGCACCCUCCAAAUGGACCUGCUCGGUAUUGCACAUAGCUAAAGCACCCAAAGCUUUUCUAACCAUUGACCAAAGACUAAUAUCAUGUUAUUGCCAUAUUUGCACUGCGUUGCAGUAGACAGUACAGGGUGGAUCGCAAACACAUGUUACAAGUGCCUUUUGGAAGGAACACAGGCAGGUGCACACACACACACACACACACCUUCCCUGUCUUUUCCUUUCAUCAUUACGUAAUCACUCUUGAUUACGAGAACUUGUUCGCUUGCCGUGUAUCAGAUCCAAUGUCUUGAUUGAGUGCCUGAAAAAUCUUUAAUGACUAAGCAGAAUAUGGCUGGGUCAGUACCUGUGUUAUUAUGUUUGGCCAUUCAGACACUGAACUCUGCAUCGCAUUGUUUAAUGACUAAGCAGAAUAUGGCUGGGUCAGUACCUGUGUUAUUAUGUUUGGCCAUUCAGACACUGAACUCUGCAUCGCAUUGUUUCUACUCAGGAAAAUCUGUUACAUCACCAGCUGUUCAGUGCCUUUUAACAGGAACUUAAAGGGAAGUUAAAGUCAAACAAAAGAGCUAUUGUUGUUUUCUGUGCUCAGAGAUAUUUGUUUUAUAUCAGAGGUUUGAUUGUUGUAUUGUAUGAAAUAUAAGCAAAUAGGGUAAAGGGAGGUUCUGUUCAGGUGCAGUGACCCUUGUUGUUUCAUUUUGUGAGGGACUAUGCGAAAGGAGUCUGAAAACCUUUAUUUGGUGAAACCAGUAGAGGGCCCCCUGAUCAAUGGUUUUGUUGCAGUGUCAUCCGAUGCAGAGAAAGUGUUACAGUGAGAAAGAAAGCAAACCAGAGAAGUGAAUCACUUUGAACGUGUAUCCUUGUACCAAAUUGAUGACAAGAAGAAGAAAUGUUAAUACAGACAUGUUAUUUUAUGUAUGCUGUUCAAUUCUUCAGGUAUUAAUGCAAAUAUAGACACAUUUUUUACUUGAUCUAAAUCUGUCUAUUUAUCGUCUAGAACCUGUUUUUUUUUGGUUUUAUCUCUGAGCUGUCUUCUAUCUAGUCAUUGUUUCAUGCCAAUCGGAUCAAUUGCUGUUCAAGCAGGCAGAGAUACAAAAUGUAUCACACCGGCUAUGACAAUUAGCGUUUUGAAAGUUCCAUAUCUUGAAAACUUGAUUUCUGACAUUUUGGGACUGUGUCAACAGUGGACUAAUGAAACAAAUACCAAAAGAUCGUUUGAGUGGAUUAUUACUUUAAGGUGAGCAUUAUCAAUGCACCAGCAAAGAAUAAAACCCUUUUCUGAGAAUGAACUCUUAUAGAGACUGAUGAAAAGACGUAUACAUUUCAUGUUUUAUUGUUCAAAACCCUAUUUACAUUUUCCUGUUAUCUAUUGACAAACUGUAUAUGAAGGAUCUGAGUUCAUCUGGUUUCCGAGCAGUUGCAGUAAUGCAAGAGAGAUGGUUAUGUAGAUGACGAGGCAAGCGGGACAAGGUAACAGCACUGACACAACAUUCUCAGUCGUUUUUUUCUACAUUGAACCAAAAUGUGGCGACAUACCAUUUUACUCUAAACCCUUCACGCUCAGAAAAAGCUAGCCCUGCCUCUGGUUAAUAUCUCUACAAUAAAAGCGCUCUAACAUAAAAGCAUGUAGAAGUCGUGUGUCUCUUUCAAAGAGAUUUUGUGUAUUUGUGCCUUGAUUUGAACAAAGUUUCACAAAGCACUCAACUAUACUAUUGAACCUCUAAUUGAUCAACUUUACUUGAAAACCCUUCCCUGAUUUUUGUUAGAAAAAGUUUGGAUAAAAGGAAUUAAGAAUGAACACCACUUCACAUGUCAAUCACAGCAUGUCAAAUAGAGUGUAGUUAACAGAUGUUCUUUGAUGGUAUCAAUUAGUAUUAAAAGACCCAGUGCAGUCAAAAUAGUUUUCUGUGUUUUGUAUCAUAUUGUUGAAAAUACAAUACUCUCUGCCAAUAACAGUCAUUUUUCAGGAUGCAUAGCCUUUCCCAUUAGGCCCCUCCAAUUAGGUCCCUCACUCAGAACACUGUUUUUUGCAACAACAAAAAAAGCUAUUUGACCAUUUUAAUUUGAACUACUAUAGUAAGGUGUUUAAUUGUUACCCACAUUCUUUUUGAUAUUGAGAUAAUAAAAAAAAACAGCUGCAUUGGGCCUUAAAGUAUAUGUAACUGCUACGUAAAGUAUGGCUAUUCUACCUU